Messenger RNA from Ochotona curzoniae (black-lipped pika), 531 nucleotides. RefSeq names its product heat shock protein family B (small) member 7 (gene HSPB7). The transcript has 3 exons. The coding region runs from base 1 to 531 and encodes 176 amino acids. NCBI's taxonomy places the organism in Eukaryota, Metazoa, Chordata, Mammalia, Lagomorpha, Ochotonidae. Gene Ontology annotation, cellular component: nucleus; cytoplasm. Gene Ontology annotation, biological process: heart development. The record is from RefSeq and is a predicted model, not a curated record.
AUGAGCCACAGAACCUCCUCCUCCUUCAGAGCGGAGAGAAGUUUUCACUCCUCUUCCUCCUCCUCCUCUUCCUCCUCUUCCUCCGCGGCCUCCCGUGCCCUCCCAGCCCAGGACCCACCCAUGGAGAAGGCACUGAGCAUGUUUUCUGAGGACUUUGGCAGCUUCAUGAGGCCCCACUCGGAGGCCCUGGCCUUUCCAGGCAAGGCCUUUCCUGCAGCCCGUUCAGCGGGUCCAGGGAACAUCAAGACCCUCGGAGAUGCCUAUGAGUUUGCAGUGGAUGUGAGGGACUUCUCACCGGAAGACAUCAUCGUCACUACCUCCAACAACCACAUUGAGGUGCGAGCUGAGAAGCUGGCGGCAGAUGGCACCGUCAUGAACACCUUUGCUCACAAGUGCCAGCUGCCAGAUGACGUGGACCCCACAUCGGUGACCUCUGCCCUGCGGGAAGAUGGCAGCCUCACCAUCCGGGCCCGACGUCACCCACACACGCAGCAUGUCCAGCAGACCUUCCGGACAGAGAUUAAGAUCUGA